AUGGGCCAAAACUCAUCACAACCCGAGGGAAUCCCCGAGAUUCCUGAUGACUUCGGAGUUGUCGUCCCCGAAACUCCGUAUUCAGAAGAGGACUCGUCAGAGCUCAAAAAGAGAGACAAGAAGAAUCGCCAUGCGAAGAAGAAGGAGAAGAGGGAGAGAUUGAGUCAACACAAAGAGGUCAAUGGCAUAGGAACUCCACCUCCAGACGACAAUGCGAAGCCCUCGAAGCGAAAGCGCGAGGACGAACCCGAGCGCAAGAAGUCUAAAAGAAAGCACCGCAAGGAUGAUGCGCAACAUGAGACAGAGUCACCUUCCACGACGCAUGGUUUAAUGUCCAGCCAAGCCACCCCAUUGAAGCUCGAAAGUUUGGACAAGAAAGCUCGGAAGUCUAGCAAACAUAAGAAAGAUUCCAAUGGCACAAAGGCCCCUGCUUCUCGGGCUGCCAAGCGCAAUACCGACAGCAAGAACAAUGUGCGAGGCCCAAGAGUAAGAGAGGCAGACAACAAGACAAUCGGCUUCUACACCCCCGAGGAACUCGAGAAGAUCGAGUCACAUAAGGUCAAUUUCUGUAAAUUGCAUGGAAUCUCCAGCCUCACGUUCGACGAGUUGGUCCACCACUCAGAGCGUGGAUCCCAGGAUUGGCCACUCCCCACAGCGACCAUAUCCAAAUCCGAAUUCUGGGACGAGAUUUACUGUCUUCUUCCUGGCCGUGAUCGCCGCUCCGUGUACCGAUUCAUGCGCCGACAUUUCCAGGGCUCAUCUCAACGGGCACAUGACUGGUCACCAGAGCAAGAUGAAGAGCUCAUUGAGCUGCAUGAAUCACAUGGACCGAAAUGGACGUACAUCGGGAGACUGCUCGGUCGCAGUGAUGAUGACGUUUGGCAACGCUGGAAGAACAAGCUCAGAUACAAAGAUACUAUGAAUCGCGGCUCAUGGUCCGAAGAGGAAGCAAAGCUCUUCCUAGAGGCCAUGCAGGCAGUCUGGGAAAGUCUGAGCCACACCCUCAAUAAAGAAGAGAAACGCAAAUCUUUGGGCAAAGACUUCUAUGAAAUGGACGAGACUCUGGUCCCCUGGGGUACCAUUAGCGCCGCAUUGGAUAAUAAAAGAUCCGAACAACAGUGCUCUGACAAAUUCCGCAAGCUUCGGCCUGUUGUCAUGAAAAUGCGAACCAAUGGCAACCCAGACGCUGUCUUUGAUUACGAGAAGUCUGCUAGGAGGGCUCGCCAUUGGAACAGAAAAUUGGGCGACCAUCACAAAAGCGAACAAUACGUGAAAGAUGAUGACAGCGACGUGGAUAUGAAAGCCAACGAGGUUCAAGAGACCCGGGGCUCUCAUCCAACCCAAACACAAGUGCUUUCCGAAAUUAUGCGGGACAUGAGCCAUGCCCCCACCGAGCACGCUGAGUCUGAGUCUGAAUCUGAGUCUGAGUCGGCAAAAAAGUCAAAGAAGUCUAAGAAAUCAAAGAAUUCGAAGCCCACUGAGGUUCUCAAUGCAGACGCAGAGGCCGUGUCGUCUCCUAAGACCAAAGAAGAGAAGAAGCGCGAGAAGAAGGAGAGACGUGAGAAACAGAAGCAAGAGAUUGCUGAUAGUGAACUGACGUCAGAUAAAACCGCGCGCAAGGAGCGUAAGAAGCAAAAGAAAGAGGAAAAGGAGAUAUUGGAGGCAGAAGAACGCCGUGCCGCGGAAGCAUCGAGUAGUGAGGCACAGAGUGAGCCUAGAGCGAAGAGGUCCAAGAAGUCCAAGAAAGCUUCCAGUGACGCUGACCACAGCUUCGACAGUGACAGCGACAACUCUCAAUCUUCCUCUGCUGCUGUCUCUUCAACCUCCGCCACCGCUGCCACUACCCUAGUUCCCGAUGAGUCCGAUAGUGACGAGGAAGAGAUUGACAGCAAUGCAAGCGUCAAGUUCGAAUCCAGCUUGGAGUAA
Penicillium nucicola is the source of this 1926-nucleotide messenger RNA. Its product is annotated as MYB DNA-binding domain protein. NCBI's taxonomy places the organism in Eukaryota, Fungi, Ascomycota, Eurotiomycetes, Eurotiales, Aspergillaceae. The transcript has 2 exons. Gene Ontology annotation, cellular component: nucleus. Gene Ontology annotation, biological process: regulation of DNA-templated transcription. Gene Ontology annotation, molecular function: transcription cis-regulatory region binding; DNA-binding transcription factor activity. The coding region runs from base 1 to 1926 and encodes 641 amino acids. The record is from RefSeq and is a predicted model, not a curated record.